Messenger RNA from Pyricularia grisea, 1062 nucleotides. RefSeq lists its product as uncharacterized. NCBI's taxonomy places the organism in Eukaryota, Fungi, Ascomycota, Sordariomycetes, Magnaporthales, Pyriculariaceae. Gene Ontology annotation, biological process: carbohydrate metabolic process. Gene Ontology annotation, molecular function: feruloyl esterase activity; cellulose binding. Bases 1 to 1062 code for a protein of 353 amino acids. Gene Ontology annotation, cellular component: extracellular region. The transcript is spliced from 4 exons. The record is from RefSeq and is a predicted model, not a curated record.
AUGAAGACUUUGACUUUAGUGAAUGCCAGCCUAUUGGCCUUUCUUCCAGCUGCUCUGGGACAGGUUGCCCACUGGGGUCAAUGUGGUGGCCAGGGUUGGUCUGGGCCGACAACCUGCGCGUCUGGAUCAUGCUGCGUCGCUUCUAACCAGUGGUACUCUCAAUGUAUUCCCGGUGGUAACUGUGGUGGCGGCGACACGAACCCUCCUCCCAACCCACCGACGAACCCGCCAACAAACCCCCCGACCAACCCACCUAGCACCGGCGACCGAUCUGCCGGCUGCGGCAAAGCUCCCAUAACAUCGGGUUCCAAGACCAUCAACGUGAAUGGCAAGAAUCGCCAGUACAUCCUGCGCGUGCCGAACAACUAUAACAGCGACAAGCCCUACCGCCUAAUCUUUGGCUUCCACUGGCUAGGCGGCAGCAUGGACGACGUAGCCACGGGCCGCACCGUGCAGUCCGGGACGUGGGAAUACUACGGCCUGCGGCGACUCGCCGACGAGAACGCCAUUUUUGUAGCGCCCAACGGCCUCAACGCGGGCUGGGGCAACACCGGCGACGAAGACGUCGCCUUUGUCGACGCCCUCGUCCGCAGCAUCGAGGACGACCUCUGCGUGAAUCCGAACCUGCGCUUCGCCACGGGGUUCAGUUUCGGCGGGGCGAUGAGCUACGCGCUCGCCUGCGGCCGGAGCAAUGUGUUUCGCGCCGUUUCUGUCAUUGCGGGUGGGCCGAUGUCCGGUUGCGAAUCCGGGACGUCUCCAGUCCCCUACCUCGGCAUCCACGGCCUGAGGGACAACGUGCUCCCCAUCGCGACGGGCCGGCAGCUGCGCGACAGGUUCGUGGCCAAUAACGGCUGCACGCCUCAGAACCCUCCCGAGUCGGUCCAGGGCAGCCUCCGUCACGUCAAGACGGUGUACAGCGGCUGCCGUGACGGGUUCCCCGUGAUGUGGAUCGCGUUCGACGGGGGUCACGUCGCGGCCCCUGCCGAUGGAACCGAUGGGGACAAUGGCAGUACGACGUUUGCGCCUGCGGAGACUUGGGAGUUCUUUCAGCAGUUUACUUAG